AUGUUGCUUGGUACCAUCUUUUGUGAGGUAUUGGAUGAGCGUGGACACAGGAGCAGCAGAGCAGGUUGUGGCUCUGAUGUGAGCAGUGCAUUCAUCAUCUGCUCCUCUGCUGAGUGCAAACAGGAGCCACAGCUGCCACUCACCUCCACAGACUGCAGGAGGUGCAGCCGUCGCUUCUCGUUGUGGGUUUUGACAAAAGUGGAAAUGAACACCUCGGAGCACCCGCCUGGACUCCUCCACAUGAAGUGCAUUGCAUUACCUGCGGUGUGGAUAUUACAGACACCACGGAGGAAAAUCCAAUGUUUUACAAUGGCACACCCUUGCCAGAACACAGCCCCUGACCCAGUGAAACGAGAGAGCGACGAUCUCCAACUCAAAGUCGACUUCUUCAGAAAACUCGGCUACUCUUCCAAAGACGUGAAGUCCGUCCUGAGGAAGCUCGGCCCAGACCCGGACACCAACGCCGCCCUGGGAGAAUUGGUUCGGAUCGGGGCCCGGCCAGCUCCCCACGUUACGAACUCAGACAACAAUGAGAAGAGCGCCUGGUCCAAGUACUCUCUGAUGCCUUCGAGCUGGACCUCCGGGACUUCCCAAAACAUUCCCGAAGCUGUGCAGAAGAAACCUACAGAUGAGGAGCUCCGGCCCAUUGUCAUCGAUGGCAGCAACGUGGCCAUGAGCCACGGAAACAAAGAGACUUUCUCGUGUCGGGGCAUUCAGCUGGCUGUCAACUUCUUCCUGGACAGAGGUCAUAAUAAUAUCAAAGUGUUUGUUCCCAGUUGGCGUAAAGAGCAACCCCGACCUGACGCCCCCAUUAGAGAUCAAAAAAUCCUGACUGAUCUUGAGAAUCGUGGGAUCCUGGUCUUCACUCCUUCUCGACGUGUCGGGGGGAAGCUUGUGGUUUGCUACGACGAUCGCUACAUCGUGGAAGUAGCAGCCGAGUCUGAAGCUGUGAUUGUUUCCAACGACACUUACCGGGACCUUCAAGGAGAAAACUCUGAGUGGAAGAAGUGCAUCGAGGAGAGGCUUUUGAUGUAUUCCUUUGUGAAUGACAGAUUCAUGCCCCCAGAUGACCCGCUUGGUCGCCAUGGCCCUAAUCUUGAUAACUACCUUCGGAAAAAGCCGCUCCCGACAGAGCCAAAACGACAGCCUUGUCCUUAUGACAAAAAGUGCACUUAUGGCAUCAAAUGCAAGUACUAUCACCCAGAGCGGACAAAGCAGUCCUACAGGCAUGUGGCGGAUGAACUGCGAGAUAAAGCCCAGAUUUCUUCAAAUGAACCAUGUUCCCAGUCGUCACCAACGCUUUAUUUGGGAGAGACAGAGUCUGUCAAAAGCUUUCCAGGUGGUGACAACUUGGCCUUCAGGGAUUCUUCCUGGAGCGGUCACAGCGAGGAACACAGUCAGAGCGAGUGGGCGGGUCAACAUCAUUACUAUGUCAACGGCUCUCAGGAGUACUUGGACUCCGGACUUGGCUCUUAUGACAGUCACAGCAACUCCCCCUGGCCGUGGCCCCAGACGCAGAGCAGUGGAUCCAGGCACGCCUCUAUGCAGGAGAAAAAUAACACCAGCCAGUUGAGCCACUACUACACCCCCCACAUAUCCACCGGGCAGCAACCUGCGAGACACAUGGAGGGGCAGCCCAAAUACAACUCCUACCCCUAUCCAUGCAGCGUUCCAAACAAAGGAAGCCUCCACAUUCCUUUUCAAUACAACAGUGCCCCUCACUAUGAGCAGAAUUACUUUUCAGAUCCAUAUGGCAUGUCACUCUCAAAGGCAGCUGCCUCAGCGACAACUCACCACAACAGACUGUACAAUUACCCCCAGUACAGCCCCUGGGCUCAGCCAACCACCCGCGACGAAGGCGACCAAGACCGGAUGGAGCCGCGCAGUUUGUUAAAAGCCAUAUUUCAUCCCAAAGAUGUUGAUGAAGUCAUGAAAAUGUUCCCAGAUCUUACGGAUCCUGAAAAGCUUGCAGUGGAGAUAGUGAAAGUAAAUGCUCAAAGAGGACUUUCCCAUAAUAAGUAG
Knipowitschia caucasica is the source of this 2022-nucleotide messenger RNA. NCBI's taxonomy places the organism in Eukaryota, Metazoa, Chordata, Actinopteri, Gobiiformes, Gobiidae. The record is from the annotation of a GenBank genome assembly.